AUGGCAGUUCAAGUGAAAACUUCAGAAUUGCUACUAUCUGGGCCCCCGCCGCAGCCGCCGCCGCCGCCGCAGCCGCUCUUCGGCUACCUGGACGGCAAGCUGGACGCGCUGUACGAGCGCAUCGCGGCGCCCGGCUUGCGGCCGCUGCUCAUCAAGCAGGAGCCGCGGGAGGACGAGGAGGCCAAGCCGGCGGCGCUGCCCGCGCUCUACCCCGCGCAGCCGCCCGCCCCGUCGCACCUGCAGUACCAGAUCGCGCACUGCGCCCAGACCACCAUGCACCUGCAGCCCGGCCACCCCACGCCGCCCCCCACGCCCGUGCCCAGCCCGCACCACGCGCACCCCCACGCGCACCCGCACCCCCACGCGCACGCGCACCCGCCCGCCGCGCUUAAGAUGCUGCCGGCGGAGCCGCGGGGCAAAACGAAAAAGACAGUGGACAAGAGCAGCAGCGAGUACCGCGUGCGCCGGGAGCGCAACAACAUCGCGGUGCGCAAGAGCCGCGACAAGGCCAAGCAGCGCAACGCGGAGACGCAGCAGAAGGUGCUGGAGCUCACCACUGACAAUGACCGGCUGCGCAAGCGGGUGGAGCAGCUCAGCCGCGAGCUGGAGACGCUGCGCGGCAUCUUCCGCCAGCUGCCCGAGAGCUCCCUGGUCAAGGCCAUGGGCAACUGCGCGUGAGCCCGCCCGCGCCCGCCCGCUGCAGCGCUCCCCGCUCUGUGCCUUAGGGACCACGCCGAUAAGCUGAGCCCCGG
Molecule: messenger RNA, 752 nt
Organism: Gavialis gangeticus (Gharial)
Lineage: Eukaryota; Metazoa; Chordata; Crocodylia; Gavialidae
Gene: CEBPA
Product: CCAAT/enhancer binding protein alpha
Exons: 3
Coding region: 1-678 (225 amino acids)
Biological process (GO): regulation of transcription by RNA polymerase II; myeloid cell differentiation; DNA-templated transcription
Molecular function (GO): DNA-binding transcription factor activity, RNA polymerase II-specific; RNA polymerase II cis-regulatory region sequence-specific DNA binding
Source: RefSeq, a predicted model, not a curated record